AUGGGACAAAUGACAAACAAGAAAGAAGAAGAAGAAGAGGAGGAGGAGGAAGAGCAGGAGCAAGAUGGAGUUUCAGUGCAUUCUCCUUGCAAAAUAAACUCUUCCUCGCUUCGCAAUGAGAAAUCAGAGGUUGAAUUGGAAUUGAGACUGCUUGAAGCUCUGCGAAUAUACCCCCCUCCAAAUUUCGAGUUUAGUGAUGGAUUGAUGUAUUUGUUGUUGAUCACAGGCGUACACCGUCACUUUCUGCUUUAUGGUCUGACUGAAUACAUGCGCAAAAGUUUCAACCGUCCGUUUACUUCAGAGGAUGUUAUUAAGUUGCUGGAGCGAUUUUUCAACCUUGAAAUGGUGAAGCCAGAUGAUGAAGAUGCAGAGUUUCUGACUCACGAGGAAGACUUUCGCCUGCCACAGAGUUUUUUGCCUGAGGAAGAAAGCUGA
Striga asiatica is the source of this 435-nucleotide messenger RNA. The record is from the annotation of a GenBank genome assembly. NCBI's taxonomy places the organism in Eukaryota, Viridiplantae, Streptophyta, Magnoliopsida, Lamiales, Orobanchaceae.